AUGGGGGACUUUGUUGAUUUUAUCCAAGACAACCUCUGGCUGCACGUGCGCUCACAGCUGGCCGAACUUUUGGCAGAGGCGGCGUCGAUGAACUGCCAGUACUACCUGCGCGGGCACCCCAGCAUGCGCUUGCAUCAGCACUUGCCCCAAAUUGGCAGCCGGACAAAGAAGAGCUGGUUUGCCAUUCAAAAAAUGAACGGGCCUGACCAAGUUUUGGCUCUUGUGCCGCGGGCUUCUCGCUGCGUUUUCCCCUUGAACAUCUCUGUUCGCAAGCACCUUCGUGCCAUCUUAGCCUCGUUACAGCAUCCCUACAUCCAGCCCAUGACGGAGCUUGAUUUCCUCUCCGAACAGUGUUCGCCGCUCGCGCCAUGGGAGAACAAGUACAAGCGCCGCGGCCGCCCCUUCCCCCCGGGUCGUAUCGCGCGCACUACCUUCCAGAUUAUCGAGGGCAUUGAAUUCUUGACGAGCAAGGGCUUGCAAUACCGUAACUUGCACAGCGGAAACAUCAUUCUUCAAGAUGGCAUUCCCCGGAAGGAUCGCGAUCGAUUCGACACAGUGUGCCUGGGGCAUGUCGUCUACGAGAUGGCGAUGGGCCAAGAGUCGGCUGAUGCUCGGCCCAACAUGAACGAGCUGAUUGGCCAGUGUCCGCCUCAAGUGGUUGAGCUGUUGGCCUUUAUCUUUUACAAUGCCGAGGGCCGCGUGCCAACCUUGCAAGAGGUCAAAGCGCAUCCGUUUGUAGCGCAAAUCAAGCCCAAGGAUGUUCGGGAGCUGCACGAAUACAACCCGCUGCAGCCGGCCAGUCUCCAUGCCAACCGGACCGGUCACGUCCACGCCGAAAUCAUCGGCGCCAGCGCCAGCGCCGGCCCCGCCUCCAAUGACCCCCACCGCGGCAUCGACGCCAGCGCCACCCCCGCCGGCGGCGGCUGCAGGUGCGACCGGACAUGCCUCACACCAAUUACUAAAUUGAGCGAAGCAAAAUCUUCUGCCAUGCUCAUGACGUGA
This is a messenger RNA of Monosiga brevicollis MX1, 1002 nucleotides long. RefSeq lists its product as uncharacterized. NCBI's taxonomy places the organism in Eukaryota, Choanoflagellata, Craspedida, Salpingoecidae. The coding region runs from base 1 to 1002 and encodes 333 amino acids. The record is from RefSeq and is a predicted model, not a curated record. The transcript is spliced from 8 exons.